AUGGCUGGCGGCAGACAACUCCCAGCCCACGCUGAUCUCCAGCCUUACAAUCAUGCAGUCGCGGGCCAUGAUGGGACCCUUUCCGAUAUCGACGGCGAGCUCUUCAUCAAGCCCUGCGUGCAGCAAGAGAUUGACUUUUACGAAACAACUUUCCGCGACCACCCCGACUUUGCGUCUCUGAUGCCCAUUUACUUCGGAACGCUCUCCCUUAACGAUGCGACCGACAUUGACUCGCUCAACGAGCAGCUCCCGGGGGUCGCCGACCACAUGAGCCAGGGGCUGAAAGAAGAAGCUGUCAACAUGGCUAAGGCUGCUGUGGCUGAAGCCGAAGCUGAAGCGGCGGCCGAAGCAGCAGCCCAACCAGUCGACAUCUCGUGGCGGCCAAACAAGAACCGCAAGCUCGCAACCAACAAAUCGGUAGUUCUACAAAAUACCACACACGGCUUCAAGAAGCCCAACAUCUUGGACGCCAAACUCGGCCGGCGACUAUGGGCUGACGACGCGCCCCCGGAGAAGCGCAAGCGGUUCGAGGAGAUCAGCAGACAGACCACAAACGGGACGCACGGGUUUCGGAUCGCGGGCAUGCGUGUGUACAAGGGGUCUGCUGAUCCGGAGGAGCUGGAUGAACAAGGCUUCAAGGUGUAUGACCGGGACUAUGGCAGAUUGUCAGUGAACAAGGACACUAUUGUGGAGGAAUUGGGGAAGUUCAUCUUCAAUGAAUCGGCCGGAAUCGACCGGGAGCUGGGGCAGGCCGUUGCGCAGGCUUUUGUGGCGGACCUCAAGCGGGUGGAGGAGGUUUUGGCUAGCUCGGAGACCCGCAUGUACUCGGCGAGCCUGUUGUUUACCUUCGAAGGAGACGGCAAGGCGUUGCGUGCCGCCAUUGAGGAGAACAACGACGUGGUGGAAAAGGUCAAUGGCCUCGGGGAGCAGGUCGACGAGGAUGGUCUCCUUGGGGAAGAAGAGUUGGUUGCUGUGACCGGGAUAGACGCCUCGGCGCUUCCUGGCGUUAUCGAAGGGGAUGUGAAGGUUGUGGAGUUGAUGGGGGAGGUGGAAGACGGCGAAUUGGAGGAAGCGGACGAAGACGACGAGCUCUCAAAGCUUCCCCGCAUCUACUCGCUCAAGCUUAUCGACUUUGCGCAUGCCGAGUGGGUGCCAGGGCAGGGGCCGGACGAGAACAACCUGCUGGGCGUUCGGAGCCUCAUCAAGAUUUUUGAGGAAUUGAGCCAAUAA
This is a messenger RNA of Dichotomopilus funicola, 1230 nucleotides long. Its product is annotated as inositol polyphosphate kinase-domain-containing protein. Gene Ontology annotation, molecular function: inositol-1,4,5,6-tetrakisphosphate 3-kinase activity; inositol-1,4,5-trisphosphate 3-kinase activity; inositol hexakisphosphate kinase activity. Lineage: Eukaryota; Fungi; Ascomycota; Sordariomycetes; Sordariales; Chaetomiaceae. Gene Ontology annotation, cellular component: nucleus; cytoplasm. The transcript is spliced from 2 exons. Gene Ontology annotation, biological process: inositol phosphate biosynthetic process; phosphatidylinositol phosphate biosynthetic process. The record is from RefSeq and is a predicted model, not a curated record. Bases 1 to 1230 code for a protein of 409 amino acids.